AUGUGGAUUUAUCUGGUUGACAUUAAGGCGUGCGGUAGUCCACUUAAGGAAAUUCACGGAGCUAGUCAGCCACCGUCCACCUAUAUAAGUAUCGUCUACCUGCACGAUAAUCGGAAGGACCACAGUGCCAUUUUUUUACAUCUCCAUAUUGCAACGGCUGCUGCUACAAUGGCUGAAUCUACGAAUGUGAUGAAGGGAGCCGGAACGACCAAAGAAGAAAUCCAGGGGAAGGAAAAACAGGAGAGAGUUAUGAGUCCCGCCAGAGCAGCUUGUGGAAGUCAGGCCACCGCUUCACCCUCCAACAGCAACACAGUAUGCAAGCACGAGACAAGUCCAAUACAACAACCAUGUUGCUCCUACGAACCGACAACGGCCCAAUCUACUGACAAAGAAUAUCUGUUCGUGCCAUCCACGCCUGUCGGCAGAGAAGCCUACUCGCUUGCCAAAUCAGUCUUGCAUCCUGCAAUCCUCAAUCAUAGCAUCCGCGUCUACCUCUACGCCCGCGAUAUCGCCGCUGCUAGGAAAUCGGUAUACGACACCGAUCCUGUCAAACGGGAUCUUUUAUUCACCGCGUGUAUUCUGCAUGACAUCGGCACCGCGGACAUGUACAACGGAAAAUGUCGCUUCGAAGUCGAAGGCGCUGACGCGGCCGUCGCGCUCCUAUCCGAACUAGGUGUCGAUGAGCAGGGCAAAGGAGAAGUCUGGAUGGCGAUUGCGCUUCACACCACCCGCCAGAUAGUUCAGCGUAUGGGUGGAAUGUGCGCAAUUGUGAGGACUGCCGUCGAGAUUGACUUCGGUGUGACGACGCAGCUGGAAGAAAUUCCCAAGGUAGACGAGUACAAGGCAAAGUGGGAGGCAGUAUAUGGCAGAAUGGACAUUGAAAAGGUGCUGGGCGACGCCGUGGUGGCGCAGGUGGUUGAAAAUCCGGAAAAAGCGCCGAAUGAUAGUUGGGCAGGAGUUAUGUACAAAUCCUAUCUGGAGAAUCCGGGAUGGGAAGGCGUGAAUAAGGCAUUCUGA
Messenger RNA from Periconia digitata, 1017 nucleotides. NCBI's taxonomy places the organism in Eukaryota, Fungi, Ascomycota, Dothideomycetes, Pleosporales, Periconiaceae. The record is from the annotation of a GenBank genome assembly.